AUGGGCGGGGAGGUCCUGUUAUCAGGUAACGAAGGUUUCACGGAGCAGCCGGAGGUCUUGGACAAAGGCCCAGCCGGCCCAGAUCGAGCGGCGUUCAUCGUCUCGAAGAUCACGCUUGGGUUAGACCUGAGCGAGGAGCAAAAGACGGCAAUCAGAGACCUCAUCGUCGAAUACAACGAUAUCUUCGCACUCGACAUGUCGGAUAUCAGGCCGUGCCCACACACCACUCAUUCGUUAAACAUCGACGGGGGACUACCCCUCGCGAAGAAGAACUUCGGAAGGCCUUUGACGCAGCCCGAACUUGAGGGUGCGAAAGCGCAAGUAGACGUACUCAUCAAAGCCGGAAUUAUCGAAUCGACGACGCCGGAAGAGGUUAAGUGCUGCUCACCUACGGUGAUGGCUACAAAG
Filobasidium floriforme is the source of this 408-nucleotide messenger RNA. RefSeq lists its product as uncharacterized. The annotation marks the transcript as partial. The transcript has a single exon. The record is from RefSeq and is a predicted model, not a curated record. NCBI's taxonomy places the organism in Eukaryota, Fungi, Basidiomycota, Tremellomycetes, Filobasidiales, Filobasidiaceae.